This is a messenger RNA of Alosa sapidissima (American shad), 6221 nucleotides long. RefSeq names its product fibrous sheath CABYR-binding protein-like. Gene Ontology annotation, molecular function: protein binding. The transcript is spliced from 29 exons. Lineage: Eukaryota; Metazoa; Chordata; Actinopteri; Clupeiformes; Clupeidae. The coding region runs from base 976 to 5790 and encodes 1604 amino acids. The record is from RefSeq and is a predicted model, not a curated record.
AGUAAAAUAUUUUUAGCCAAGAAUCCAUUUGAUAUAUGGGAGACCUUAGAGAUGAGGAAAAACAUUGUUGGGUUUAGGCCUAGUUCUACCUCCGGUAGGGGUAUCUCAAAAACUAAAGCUCUUUCUGACCAUCUGUCACUAGCCUAAUUUGCAGGUCGUAUGUUUAGAACAGGAAAUCGCGUUGCCAGGACAACGUGACAUAUUCACUUACUGGCCUGGUUACGUUUAUGCUGUGACGCACUCGGAAGAUCAUGAACCGCGGGAAAGUUUUACACGUGAUCACAUCUACAGACAUUUUUGGCUGAAGCCGACAGUGGAUGCCAGCUCGGAAAAUCGAAUGGAAAUGGUAAGUUGUUAAAAUUUUGUCACUGGGUAAUUGAACAUUGUGGUUAAGGAGCAUUCAAUAUUAGUUUUAGCUCGUUAUAGUAGAUAUAAUGUCAACUGUAUUGCGUACAGAGGCGGUUCUGUUUUUAUUUCGCUGCGUAGCCCUGGUCCUGUAAUUCCAUUAACUCGAGCCUCGUGGACAUUUGCUAACUAUGCUAGAACUUGCAAUCACUGCUUAGUGCUCUGUGCUACGUGACAAAAACAUAUAAUUCCAUUAGCUGGAGCGUCGAGGAUAUCCGCUAACGAUGGUAGAAACUUCCAAACACUGCUUACAUGCGCUAUCCUUGCUACUUGGCAAAAUUGUUAAGCUUAACAUGUGAUUCCAUUAGCUGGAGCAUCGUGGAUAUUUGCUAACAAUGCUAUCGAUAGAAACUUCCAAACUCUGCUUAGGAGUAGUAGCCGUAGUAGUAAUAAUAUAUUUACCUUAUCUGCGCUGUCGUUGCUACGUGACAAAAUUGUUAUCAUGAACAUUAAUUUAAACAUGUCAUUGAAUAGUUAGAAAUCCUAAUCCUUUGAUCAUGUGCAGUUUUAAAAUAUCUGUAGAUCAUUUUUGCUGAAUUGGUGCUGUACUUGAUUAACAGAUCAUUAACAAUGACAACAAACAGGAAAGCCCCUGAAAGAGAUGCCCUUGAACAUGUGGUCAAGGCUAUUGACAAGACUGCACACUUGGAAGUGAAAUUCAUAAACUCUGUCAAAGGUCGAGGUGUGUUUGCCAAAUCCCACUUUGAAAAAGGAAACUUUGUGGUGGAGUACCGAGGCCAAUUAAUAAAAUCUGAAGAAUCUCAAAGGAGGAGGAGAGUAUAUCAUAGUCAAUGUGCAGUCUUCCUGUUCGAUUUCUACUGGCAAGAAAGAUUAUGGUGCAUUGAUGCAGCUCAAGAAGAUGGCAGCUUGGGAAGAUUAGUUAAUGAUGAGAACAUCCGUCCCAAUUGCAAAAUGAAAAAGCUCAUAGUAGAGGGGAAGCCACACCUCUGUCUUUUCGCCCUGAGGAACAUUAUUCCUGGAGAGGAGAUUACGUAUAAUUAUGGAGGAACUGACUGGCCAUGGAGGAAUAAGAUUGAAGAGGAACCAGUUGAGACAAUGUCUCCUGCAGUAGAGGCCCCUGAAACAUCUCCGCAGCUUUUAGAGGCCCCUGAAACAUCUCCGCAGCUUGCAGUGCUAUCAUCAGUGUCCGAGAAAAAGAUUAAAGAGGAACCAGUUGAGACCAUGUCUCCUGCAGUAGAGGCCCCUGAAACAUCUCAGCAGCUUGCAGUGCUAUCAUCAGUGUCCAAGAAAAAGAUUGGAAAGAAACGUCUUAUGACCAAAUCUGCCGCAGUAGAGGCCCCUAAAACAUCUCAGCCGCCUGCAGUGCUUUCGACAGUGUCCAAGAAAAAGAUUGGAAAGAAACGUCUUAUGACCAAAUCUGCCGCAGUAGAGGCCCCUAAAACAUCUCAGCCGCUUGCAGUGCUUUCGACAGUGUCCAAGAAAAAGAUUGAAGAGGAACCAGUUGAGACCAUGUCUCCUGCAGUAGAGGCCCCUGAAACAUCUCCGCAGCUUUUAGAGGCACCUGAAACAUCUCCGCAGCUUGCAGUGCUAUCAUCAGUGUCCGAGAAAAAGAUUAAAGAGGAACCAGUUGAGACCAUGUCUCCUGCAGUAGAGGCCCCUGAAACAUCUCAGCAGCUUGCAGUGCUAUCAUCAGUGUCCAAGAAAAAGAUUGGAAAGAAACGUCUUAUGACCAAAUCUGCCGCAGUAGAGGCCCCUAAAACAUCUCAGCCGCCUGCAGUGCUUUCGACAGUGUCCAAGAAAAAGAUUGGAAAGAAACGUCUUAUGACCAAAUCUGCCGCAGUAGAGGCCCCUAAAACAUCUCAGCCGCUUGCAGUGCUUUCGACAGUGUCCAAGAAAAAGAUUGAAGAGGAACCAGUUGAGACCAUGUCUCCUGCAGUAGAGGCCCCUGAAACAUCUCCGCAGCUUUUAGAGGCACCUGAAACAUCUCCGCAGCUUGCAGUGCUAUCAUCAGUGUCCGAGAAAAAGAUUAAAGAGGAACCAGUUGAGACCAUGUCUCCUGCAGUAGAGGCCCCUGAAACAUCUCAGCAGCUUGCAGUGCUAUCAUCAGUGUCCAAGAAAAAGAUUGGAAAGAAACGUCUUAUGACCAAAUCUGCCGCAGUAGAGGCCCCUAAAACAUCUCAGCCGCCUGCAGUGCUUUCGACAGUGUCCAAGAAAAAGAUUGGAAAGAAACGUCUUAUGACCAAAUCUGCCGCAGUAGAGGCCCCUAAAACAUCUCAGCCGCUUGCAGUGCUUUCGACAGUGUCCAAGAAAAAGAUUGAAGAGGAACCAGUUGAGACCAUGUCUCCUGCAGUAGAGGCCCCUGAAACAUCUCCGCAGCUUUUAGAGGCACCUGAAACAUCUCCGCAGCUUGCAGUGCUAUCAUCAGUGUCCGAGAAAAAGAUUGAAGAGGAACCAGUUGAGACCAUGUCUCCUGCAGUAGAGGCCCCUGAAACAUCUCCGCAGCUUUUAGAGGCCCCUGAAACAUCUCCGCAGCUUGCAGUGCUAUCAUCAGUGUCCGAGAAAAAGAUUGGAAAGAAACGUCUUAUGACCAAAUCUGCCGCAGUAGAGGCCCCUAAAACAUCUCAGCCGCUUGCAGUGCUUUCGACAGUGUCCAAGAAAAAGAUUGAAGAGGAACCAGUUGAGACCAUGUCUCCUGCAGUAGAGGCCCCUGAAACAUCUCCGCAGCUUUUAGAGGCCCCUGAAACAUCUCCGCAGCUUGCAGUGCUAUCAUCAGUGUCCGAGAAAAAGAUUGGAAAGAAACGUCUUAUGACCAAAUCUGCCGCAGUAGAGGCCCCUAAAACAUCUCAGCCGCCUGCAGUGCUUUCGACAGUGUCCAAGAAAAAGAUCGAAGAGGAACCCGUUGUGACUAAUUCUACAGCAGUAGAGGCCCCUCAAACAUCCCAGCAGCCUGCAGUGCUUUCGUCAGUUUCCAAGAAAAAGAUUGGAGAGAAACGUACUGUGAUUGAGUCUGGACUAGCUGACCGUUAUGAAACACCUGAACACUGUGGUCUGCUUUCGCCCAAGAAAAAGAGAUGUAAUCUAAUUCAGGAGUCCUCAGACCAAGACCAGCCUUAUGUCCCUAAACUGAGGAGGACCAAAAGCAUUCAGAUUAACAGACAAACCGAUUUUGAUUCCUAUGAGCUUUUUGAGACAUCAGAUGAAAGUGAAGAAGAAUAUGUUCCUGAUACAAGCGAGGAUUCAUCUGAUGAAACGGACACCAGUGAAGUUUUUGAAACAUCCAAUCAGAAGAAAAUUACAUUAAGGGGACGCUCACUCGUACGAAAGGGCAGUGCUUUGAAACGGAAAAGGCACCAUUCCAGAAGUGUAUCCUGUUGCCGAACACAUUCUUUUGGUGGACAGUCAUCAGAAACUUCAUACACUGAAGACCCUCAUGGAAGCUCGACACUGGUUUGUCCUGACAGUACUACUUCCCCCACUUCAGAUGUAGCUGACGACUUACUUACCGUACCUGCUGUCUGUAAAAAAGAGGAUGGAUCACGACAAUAUAACAAAAAACAGUACUGUUUAUACUGUAAAAAGGGAUUUAUAAAAAUGGCCAGGCAUUUAGAGCGUGCUCAUAAAAACGAGAAAGAAGUUGCACAGGCUGGGUCUUUUCCAAAAGGUUCUAAACAAAGAAGACUGCAUCUGGAACAUUUGAGAAAUAGAGGCAACUUCGCCCACAAUUCUGAGGUCUUAAAUACUGGUGUUGGAAAGCUUGUUCCUCGGAAACAACCAAAAGAUGAUUCUAAACCCAGAGAUUUUGAUCACUGUAUAUAUUGUCAAGGCUAUUUCACAAAGAAAGUUAUGUGGCGCCACAUGAUGAUAUGCAAGUUUAAGCCUAGUGGCCCUACGAAGCCUGGCAAAACACGGGUGCAAGCACUUUGUGCUUUUGCUGUACCACCACCACCUGGAGUCAAAGCAGAAUUCUGGAAGGUCCUAAACCAUAUGAUUCAAGAUGACGUUUACUUUGCAGUUAAAUCUGAUGUCUGGAUCAUGGAGUAUGGUGUGCAUUUGCAUAACAAGCAUGGAUAUGAUGUUGGCAAACAUGAAUAUAUCCGUCAGAAAAUGAGGGAACUGGGAAGGCUUUUGAUUUGUUCGAGGAAAACCACUCCCUUGAAGACCAUCGAAGAUCACAUGAAGCCUGAAAAUUUCAUGCAUGUUGUGCAAGCUGUGCAACUCGUGGCUGGCUUUGUCUCUGAAUCCAGCACCUACAAGCGUCCAAGUCUUGCACUAAAAAUUGGGCAUAGUCUGGUGAAGAUAUCGCUGCUUCUUGAAGCCCGUGCAAGUAUGCAAAACAACCAACCAGCAGCAAAAGAUGCUCGUAGGUUCCGCUCAGUGUACGAAGCCAGAUGGAACGAACUCAUUUCAGCUGCAUCACUGAGAACAAUGCAUGAAUCGAAAUGGAAUGUUCCUCAGUUGAUUCCGUUCACUAAGGAUGUUCAGAAACUCCACUCCUAUUUGGACAUGCAGCAGGAACAGUUUUACAACGAACUGUCCUCAGAGCCGUCUAAAAACACUUGGCUACAUCUGACUAAAAUCACUUUGACACAAGUCAUGAUGUUCAACCGACGUAGAACAGGAGAAGUUUCAAAAAUGCCCCUCUCUACCUAUUUUGCUCCAAAUCCAGUAGAUCUGCAGGAAGAUGUGGGUAUGGCGCUUUCAGAGCUAGAGAAAAAACUCUGUCAGCAUUUCAGGAGGUUGGAGAUACGAGGAAAAAGAGGAAGAAAGGUCCCUGUCCUCCUAACUCCAGAAAUGCAGAGAUCGUUGGACCUCCUUGUUGCCAAGCGACUUGAGUGUGGGAUUCUUAAGGAAAAUGGCUACCUAUUUGCCAGGCCGUCUGUAUUGACCUGCUACCGUGGUUCUGAUUGUAUCAGAGAUUUUGCCAAGGUCUGUGGUAUUGCAAACUACACAAGUCUCACUUCUACAAAACUGCGCAAGCAAACCGGAACACUCUCUCAAGUUCUCAACCUCAGUAAUACAGAGCUGGACCAAUUAGCCAAUUUCCUUGGCCAUGAUGUCAGAGUCCAUCGGCAAUUUUACAGGCUGCCUGAAGGGACCCUUCAACUUGCUAAAAUUAGCAAAGUCCUCUUGGCUCUUGAACAGGGGCGUUUGGCAGAAUUCAAAGGCAAAGGCCUGGAUGACAUCACAAUCGGUCCAGAAGAGAGUGUGAACCUUGACAGUGACCAUGAGGCACAGGAGAAUGUAGACAGUGACACUGAGGUACAGCGUGAGUCUGACACACAAGAAACCCAGUCUCAGAAGAGAGAGAGGAGUACAGAAGGGUUGAUGGAGAAAGAGGUCAAGGUUAAGUUGGAAAAGAUGAGUGAAGUAAUCUAUAACUAUGUCUUAGACAGGUUUGGAUGUGUGUGCCUUGAUCAAGAAUAGUUUUCUUCAUAUGUUUCCUUAAGAAAACUAGUUUUCUUUCCCUUUUGCUUGGAUGGGGGGUUUUGAACCUGGGUUGCCCGUUUGUGAGGCAAGUGCCUUGGCCAUUGUGCUACAGUGGAGUUGAAGAUCAGUGUAACUUAAGGUAAUAUGUGAAUAGGUACACCCCAGACCAGUAGAGGGCAGCAAUGCAGAUUCUUGGUCAGUAGAAGCACAGCUGAAGAAGAGCAGACUAAGUUCCGUGGAGCUAGCGACAGUAAGCGACAGUACGCGACAAUAGCGGGCAAUAUGGCGGCGAAAAGCGUCAAAAUAAAGUACAAAAGCGGACACAGAGUGUUUUACGGCUAAAUGAACGGGAAAGCAGUUCAGAUGGAGACGACAGAAGAAAAAGUGUCCAGAAGAAAAAGUCCAAGACCAUUCACAAGCCACAGAAG